AACCUAACCUCUUCAUUAAAAAAUGUCGAGAAUCCCCCACGAGAUCAUUCACGACAUUUUGCUUCAACUUCCGGUGAAAUCCCUCGUCCGUUUCCGAUCUCUAUCAAAGCCAAUUUGUUCCUUAAUCGACGGCCCGGAUUUCAUCAAUCUCCAUCUAAACCAUUCCAUCACUACCAAAUCUAAUCACAGUAUCAUCCUCAAAGAGUGGGAUCUUUUCGCUGUUGAUUUUGAUGCUUUAUCUGAUGCGGUUGAGGUUAAACAUCAUCCCCUUUAUUCCGGUGGUGGAACGGAGGUUAUUGGUUCGGUUAAUGGGUUGGUGUUUUUGAGACGUUCUGAGAAAAAUAUUGCUGUGUAUAAUUUGUCUACAAGGGAGUGUAAGAAAUGUUAUGCGGCGGAAACUGAGAUUCCACGGCGGGAUUUGACAACUGGGUAUGUUUAUUAUGGGUUUGGUUAUGACUCUUACGGUGAUGAUUACAAAGUGGUGAGAAUGGCACAGUUCCUUAGAGAAGAUGGCGGCGGUGAUGGUGGUGGUGGUGGUUUCGGUUGCGAGUAUGAAGUUAAGGUUUAUAGUUUAAAGAAUGAUAAGUGGAAGAAGAUUGAGGGUUUGCCGAUUCGGCUUAGGUUAUUAAGCAAGCCCUUUUUUCAUAUUUUGAAUAGGAGAGGGUAUGGUGUUUUUGCAGGUCACGCUUUGCAUUGGAUUGUCCCGCAAAGGCGUGAACUUGGUAUUAGAGAUUGUGUUCUUGGUUUUGAUAUUAGGGAUGAUAAGUUUUUCGAAUUGCCGCAGCCGGAUUAUGAGAACAAGGGUAUGAACUUUCAGGUUGAUGUUGGGGUUCUAGAGGGGAAUUUGUGCGUAAUGUGUAAUUAUGAACAUGUUUGUACUGUG
Messenger RNA from Populus nigra (black poplar), 883 nucleotides. Its product is annotated as F-box protein CPR1-like. The transcript has a single exon. Gene Ontology annotation, molecular function: protein binding. Lineage: Eukaryota; Viridiplantae; Streptophyta; Magnoliopsida; Malpighiales; Salicaceae. The annotation marks the transcript as partial. The record is from RefSeq and is a predicted model, not a curated record.